This is a messenger RNA of Oncorhynchus masou masou (cherry salmon), 1638 nucleotides long. Its product is annotated as parapinopsin-like. Gene Ontology annotation, molecular function: G protein-coupled photoreceptor activity. Gene Ontology annotation, cellular component: photoreceptor outer segment; plasma membrane. The record is from RefSeq and is a predicted model, not a curated record. The transcript has 4 exons. Gene Ontology annotation, biological process: visual perception; G protein-coupled receptor signaling pathway; phototransduction. Lineage: Eukaryota; Metazoa; Chordata; Actinopteri; Salmoniformes; Salmonidae. The coding region runs from base 1 to 1146 and encodes 381 amino acids.
AUGAUUUAUGAUCUGGCUGACCUCAACUAUAGCCACAACGUGAGCGACGACCCGUUCAGCUUACUGGACCGGGAAUGGAGCGACACUCCGAAAGAGACCCUCUCCAGGACUGGCUUCAUCGUGCUCUCCGUGUUUCUGGGCUUGAUCAUGACCUUCGGCUUCCUCAACAACUUCGUGGUACUGCUCCUCUUCUGCAAGUUCAAGAAGCUGCGUACCCCGGUCAACAUGCUCCUGCUCAACAUCAGCGUGAGCGACAUGCUGGUGUGCAUGUUCGGGACCACGUUGAGUUUUACCUCCAGUAUCAAGGGAAAGUGGCUCCUGGGCCGCCACGGCUGCUUGUGGUACGGUUUCAUCAACUCCUGCUUCGGUAUUGUGUCGUUGAUCUCCCUGGUGGUCCUGUCCUACGACCGCUACAGCACCCUGACCCUGUACAACAAGCGUGGUCCUGACUACCGCAAGCCCCUGCUGGCUGUGGGGGGCUCCUGGCUCUACUCCAUAUUCUGGACGGUGCCCCCCCUGCUGGGCUGGAGUAGCUACGACUUGGAGGGCGCCGGCACCAGCUGCUCUGUGUCAUGGACCCUGAGGACGGCUCAGUCCCACGCCUACAUCAUCUGUCUGUUCAUCUUCUGCCUGGGUCUGCCCAUCGUCAUCAUGGUCUACUGCUACUGUCGGCUGCUGUGGGCCGUCAAACAGGUGGGUAAGAUACGUAGGACAGCGGCACGGCGGAGAGAGUACCACAUCCUGUUCAUGGUGCUGACUACAGUGGUGUGCUACAUAUUGUGCUGGAUGCCCUACGGCGUGGUGGCCAUGAUGGCGACGUUUGGCCGGCCCGGCAUCAUCACCCCUGUGGCUGCCGUGGUGCCCUCACUCCUGGCCAAGAGCAGCACUGUCAUCAACCCUCUCAUCUACAUCCUCAUGAACAAACAGUUCUACAGGUGUUUCCUCAUCCUGAUCCGGUGUGAACGGCCCUCCGCGGAGAACGGCCAAUCCUCCAUGCCCUCCAAGACCACCGCCAUCCAGCUUAGCCGCCGCGUGUACAGCAACACGGUGGCGUGCACCGCCCGGAUCUCCACGGGUAUCCAGAACCAUGGCUGCAGCACCCUGGUCACCGAGCACACCAACCCACCCGAGGUCACUCUCUCAUGAGCGGGCACGCCGGGAAGGCCUGGUGGAUGUUGAUGCAUGGCUCAGCUCGCUAGCUACUGUACUGUGCCGACCAAUAGGCUCCAAGGCCCAUGCGCUCGUCUACUCCAGCCCAACCCCUUCCAUUUGUUUACCAACUGCUGUGUUUAUUUUUAUGUUGGAGAGAAAUUGUACAUGCUGUGUGCAAGAGAAAGUACAUUUCUGUAUAUGUAUACAUGAGGGAGGGGGGGCUGUAGAGUGAGCAUGUGUGCUGCAUUCAAAGGGGAGAGAGGGUGUGUGUGGUUAUGAACUGUGUGUACCAUUUGGUCUCACUCGGCCGGUUCUCUCUGGCUUGUCUCUGUGUAGGUGUAAAAACCAUUGCUCGAUACACUUGCUUCUUUUCUAAACACAUCGACUGCCCAAGUGAAGGAGUAUCUCUGUCACAUUUCACCCCCUCAACACACACACUUACCCCACCUCUCUAAUGCACACACACUUACCCCACCCCUCUAAUGC